UGGCAAUCUGCUAGCAUCGCAGAUAUCAUCCAUUGGAAAGAGUGGAUAAGUUCUUCUUAAACCACAAUGUUCAGCACAUAAAAGCAAGCCAUCUUCCUGCUAUCUCCUUUAUAUUUAUUGACCCCAUAUCACACCCUCAUAAACAAUGCGUUUUUCCUUUGUCCUCGCCGUUGUCAUCGCUUUGACAGUAACAAGAUCUGCAGCAUCGAUACCUGCCAGUGACCCUGACAAUGACUGUCCUUUGUUGUGCUUGACUUUUAAAGACUGCAAGAAAUGCUAUGACUCGGUAACAUGCGUGAGUAUGAGUAGUUUGCGCCCUGUGUUUAACGACAUGACUCACCGGUGUGGUAGUUCCUCUUCGGAUGCCGUUCACGGGAUUAGCCUGACGCAUGUCACUGCACUUUGAGAGGUGAUUUAGGUUGGGGGGUAUGUUGGGAAGAUGAUGUCAAGCAAUGGGUGAAUUUUCACGAGAUACAAACCAUCGAUGUCGCAGUGUGUUC
Messenger RNA from Suillus paluster, 500 nucleotides. RefSeq lists its product as uncharacterized. Bases 146 to 406 code for a protein of 86 amino acids. The transcript has a single exon. The record is from RefSeq and is a predicted model, not a curated record. NCBI's taxonomy places the organism in Eukaryota, Fungi, Basidiomycota, Agaricomycetes, Boletales, Suillaceae.